AUGUCUACCUCGCCCCCGAAGACCCCCCCGCUCCACUCCGAACUCACCACCCUCUCGCCUUUACCCACCGACGUCAUCUCUCUCAUCUACGCCUGCUAUCUCGCCCAAGACCCCCUCGCGAGUAGAAGCCAGUUCCUCAACCUCAUCGUACUUUCCAAAGAGAUCUAUUCAGAGAACGCUUGGAGGCUGUAUGAAGCUGUCGAACUCAACGCUCAGAAUCACAAGGCGUUUUUCGACGGAUUGUGGAACGCAGGGGACGUUCAUGUAUGCCAGUCUCAGUCCCCGUGUCCUCCUAACCUUCGAUGCGAGGCCUCUGCCAAGGCACUCGCACGGGAAAUGGAGGUAUACUCUCAUCCCAAGCGAGAGUUGGAACGACCAUCCCACAUCCCAUCCGACUCUGAUAUCCCGUACCCGAAAUACGAGUAUGAAUCCUACAUCCCCUUCCAUCUUCAUCCCGCCAUUCGAAAAGUCCUCCUCAUACGACAAUGCCGCAGGCUCUACAUUGAUACAUGGGGGGCCUUUGCUGGACUGCGAAAGAACAAUCAUUCCGUCCGGGAUGUUGUCACUGCGUGGCCUCGGGGACAUGUCGUCCGUAAUGACGAGGCCUUCGAUUAUACCUGGAUCUCAGACCCCCUAUUCUUUUCCGUCACCCAUCUCUCAUUCGGGGAAAAGGCCAAUUGGAGUUGUCCGUCCAUGCAGUACAAGUGCUUCGGGCCGGCGCUCAAGCAUCUCUGUCUGAGCUUCACCGACGCAUUCUACGAUUUGGAUCGCGAGUACGAGGAGGCAGCCGAAUCAGGGAAUCUAGAUGAGUUUGAGGAAAGAGAGCCAAGGGCGUACAUCACAACGUUGCUCCGAGAGCGACUAUUCUUUGCGCUUAAUUCCGAGGUGGAUGAGAAGACGUCCUUGACGCUACACAACGCGUGGCCCGACGACAUUGAACCUGGGCUGGCGGAUACGAUGAUCUAUGAACUGCCGAGGAGUACGGAGAAUGGCGACGGUGACUGGAAAAGGCAGCUCGCUAUGACGACUUGGGAGAUGGAGGAUUACAUGUUCGAGUUGGAAAAGCGGAUUAGAGAUGGCAGAUGGGGAGCCGAUGUCUGGCGACCUACGAUGAAACCUUGGAAUGUCCGAUUCACCAAUAUGGCGCCCAUCCCAGCCAAUACCGACAUCAUUUCGGCCGUCCUCGAUGAUUAUCCCUUCGGUCAAGAUGAACAUUUCGAUGGGUUGUUCAAGAAGUGGUGGGAAGAAGUCGUCAGCUUUGAGGGAUCAAUGAAGUGCGACUGCUGCGAGAUCUUCAAGAAGGGACACCCCAAAGUGGGCAUGCUUGUGCCUCAUAAGGGAAGACAUGCUGAUUAG
Molecule: messenger RNA, 1356 nt
Organism: Cryptococcus wingfieldii CBS 7118
Lineage: Eukaryota; Fungi; Basidiomycota; Tremellomycetes; Tremellales; Cryptococcaceae
Exons: 2
Coding region: 1-1356 (451 amino acids)
Source: RefSeq, a predicted model, not a curated record